This is a messenger RNA of Amphiprion ocellaris (clown anemonefish), 5631 nucleotides long. Its product is annotated as retinoblastoma-like 1 (p107). Bases 123 to 3338 code for a protein of 1071 amino acids. Gene Ontology annotation, molecular function: RNA polymerase II transcription regulatory region sequence-specific DNA binding. Gene Ontology annotation, cellular component: transcription regulator complex; chromatin; nucleus. Gene Ontology annotation, biological process: cell differentiation; regulation of transcription by RNA polymerase II; negative regulation of G1/S transition of mitotic cell cycle. The transcript has 22 exons. NCBI's taxonomy places the organism in Eukaryota, Metazoa, Chordata, Actinopteri, Pomacentridae. The record is from RefSeq and is a predicted model, not a curated record.
UGGUAGCGGAAGUCCGCCGGUGGUCGGUGUUUGGAUGCGGUAGGGAAGCGCCGUGUUUUGGUGUUUCGGUUUUAACUCCGGGGGGAUUUUAAACGUGAGGGGUUCGCAGUCAGCUCGGACGGAUGCGGGGCGAGGAGUCGUCGGAUUCGGAGUCGGGGAGGAUGGAGGAGAGCUCGGUGCGGAAGAGCCUGGAGACGCUGUGUCAGGAGCUGAACAUGGACGAGCAGACUGCCGCUGAAGCCAUGGACAACUUCACCGGCAUCUGGAACACCUACACUCUGGAGGGGGAGGUGGUGCACUGGCUGGCCUGUUCGCUGUACGCAGCCUGCAGGAAGGGCUCCACUCCCACAGUGGGUAAAGGACUGAUGGAGGGAAACUGCGUCUCCCUCACUAGGAUCCUUCGCUCGUCCAAACUCAGUCUGAUCCAGUUCUUCUCCAAGAUGAAGAAGUGGGCCGACAUGUCCAACCUCUCGCAGGACUUCAGGCUACGAAUGGAUCGACUGGAGCGAAACUUUGAGGUCUCCACCGUGAUCUUCCGCAAGUUUGAGCCCAUCUUCAUGGACAUGUUUCAGAAUCCACAGGGAGGAGAGCCGCCGCGACAGCCACGCAGCAGGAAACACAGGCGGCUGCCCUGUCACAUCAGUGAUGUGUUCAAGUUCUGCUGGACUCUGUUUGUCUACACCAAAGGGAACUUCCGUAUGAUCGGUGACGACCUGGUGAACUCGUACCACCUGCUGCUCUGCUGUCUGGACCUGGUGUUUGGAAACGCUCUGCUGUGUGCCAACAGGAAGGACCUCAUCAACCCGACGUUCAGAGGUCUGCCUGCUCUGUACCGCCCUGACGGCCAUGUUUCCUCUGAUGAACCUCCUCCAUGUGUGUUGGAGAGGCUGUGUGAGCUGCAUGACGGGCUGGUGGUGGAGGCCAAGGGCAUCAAGCAGCACUACUUCAAACCCUACAUACAGAAGCUCUUCCAGAAAGAGAUUCUGAAAGGAAACGAGGAGCUUUUGACAGAAAUGUUGGAUCCUCAGAACUUCAUUGACAACAAUAAAGCCAUGAACAGGGAGUACGAGGAGUACGUGUUGACGGUGGGAGACUUCGAUGAAAGAGUGUUUCUGGGAGCUGAUGCUGACGAGGAAAUCGGAACGCCGAGGAAGAUCAUUCAGGAAACAACUGUUAGCCAAACAACGGCGCAGAACCAGCUGCAGCAGCACGUGGAGAAGUCCGGCUCUCUCGCCCCCUCCACUCCUCUAACGGGACGAGUCUACCUGAAGGAGAAGGACCUGCUCGUCACGCCUGUUUCCUCGGCAACGCAAAGUGUGGGCCGACUGCAGAGCAUGGUGGCCGGUCUGAGGACGGCACCCAGCGACCACCUGAUGCAGAUCUUCAAGUCCUGCUCCAGAGAUCCCACAGAGUCCAUACUGGCUCGAGUCAAGAUUCUGGGACAAACCUUCAAAGAACAUUACACCAACGACUCAGACGAUACGCCUGGCUCUCAUAUAGACUUUGCAGAGAACCGUCUGAAGCUGGCGGAGAUACUCUACUACAAGAUCCUAGAGAACGUCAUGGUUCAGGAGACCAAACGGCUGCAGGGCAGAGACAUGAGUGUUUUACUGGAGCAGGACAUCUUCCACUGCUCCCUGAUAGCGUGCUGUCUGGAGGUGGUGCUGUUUUCGUACAGCUCCCAGAGGACCUUCCCAUGGAUCAUCAGCGUCUUCAAACUGGCUCCGUUUUACUUCUUCAAGGUGAUCGAGGUGUUUAUCCGCUCAGAGGAAGGCCUGUCCAGAGACAUGGUGAAGCAUCUGAACUCAAUUGAGGAGCAGGUCCUGGAGAGCAGAGCGUGGACUGCAGACUCUGCCCUGUGGAGCGCCUUGCAGGUUGCUGGGAACAAAGUUCCCACAGUGGAGGAGGUGAAUUUUUCCUCCAGUCUUGACACUGGCUCUGGUUCUGGCUCCUUCAGUGCUGGUUCCACAGUUCAGUCCCACCUUCCCCUGGUGGCCCUCUCUCCCAUCAUCCACCCUCGUAUCAGGGAGUUCAGAUCAGGCCUGGGCAGUGCACGUAAAGAUAUGCCUCCAUCUCCGCUGUCGGUCCAUGACAGGUACAGCUCUCCUGCGGCCGGCAGCGCUAAGCGGCGUCUCUUCGGUGACGACCCUCCGGCUCCAUCUCCAGGCCUCAACCCCAGCGGGAGCCCCAUGCCGUCUCCAGCCAAGAGGCUGACGUUUGGCUCCAGCAGCACCCUGAAGAUCGGAGCACAGGGGACCCAGACCACCGUCCUGAGCAUCCCGCUGCAAGGGAUGAAUAAUGAGCGCACCAUCACGCUGAUCCCAGUCCAGCCAUGUGACUCCUCUGCUGCCGUCACCGCUCAGUUCCUGCUGACUGCCUCCCCCAGCCGGAUCGCCCCCAUCCCGGCCCCCGCUGCUGCCACGACCUCCGACCCCCAGACAGGAAGUGGACGGCCGCGACGCACCGGAUCACUGGCGCUGUUCUUCAGGAAGGUGUACCACCUGGCCAGUGUACGUCUCAGGGAUUUGUGCGUGAAGCUGGACAUCUCAUCGGAGCUGAGAGGGAAAAUCUGGACGUGUUUCGAGCAUUCUCUGGUCCACUCUACCGAUCUGAUGAAGGACCGACACCUUGACCAGCUGCUGCUGUGCAGCAUUUACAUCAUAUCCAAAAUCACUAAAGAGACGCACACCUUCCAGGACAUCAUGAAGUGUUACCGGAGCCAACCACAGGCCAGCAGCCACGUGUACCGCAGCGUCUUACUGCGUCACACUCCCAGAGAGCAGGUAGCUGAUGAAAACAUGGAGGUGGAUUCUGUUUCAGGUGGAGAAUCUGCAGAGAAAACCAAUCAGCUCCCAGGAGAUGCAAACUCCAACCAAUCAGUGGAGGAGGAGCGUGGAGACCUCAUCCAGUUCUACAACAGCGUGUUUGUCCUGAAGAUGAAGAGCUUUGCACUGCGAUACGCCAUCCACGAUAACCGGGCCGACGCUCCUCCUCUCUCUCCGUUCCCGUCGGUCCGGGCUCAGCCUCUUUCUCCUCGCAGAGUCUCUCAAAGACACUCGCUGUACGUCUCCCCUCACAAGAACUCAGCAGCCUGCCUCACCCCGAACUCCUACACCUACAGGAUCAACAGCAGCCCGUCCAAGGAACUGUCAGACAUCAACCGGAUGAUCCGGCAGGGCUGCGUGAGCAGGAAGAGGGCCUUCACUAUGGAGGGAGAUGUGAUGAUGUCAUCAGCGUGCGACUCCCCCAGUAAGAGGGCGUGUCCAGAGAACGGCAGCAGUCCAGAUGUGCUGCUGAAGCGUCUGCAGGACGUCGUGUCGGAGAGGCAGAGUCACUGAGAACAGACAGAAACCAAAACCCCACAGUUCAUAUGAAGCUGCUCCUCAGGUUAACAAGCUGCCCUGACAGAAACCUUCAGGAAACUAAACAUUAAGGGUCUUUCUUUCACAACUUUGACUUUGCUAUUAUGACCUGAGGGUCAUAGAGACUGCAGCAUGAUUCAUGCCGUGUUGUUUUAAACAAAGCAGAUUGUAGUUCCACUGUCAUCAUCCCAAAGUUUUGACUUUUAUACCAGUAAUAAUAUCCAGGAUGUGAUAUUUACACCGCAUCAGUUAUCAAAGCUUAGAAUGGAGCAAACAGCAGUCAGACGAUAGUCUGUGUGUCAUUUACAGCCAUCAGCAUCACAUUAUGACCUUCGUGGAGCAGACUGAUCCUGGAGCAUCCCACAGAUGAUGGAUGUUUUUCACUUCAGCUGUCAGUGGUCAGAAUGUUGUGGCUGAUCAGUGUGUACGUGUACAGACUGCUUUUAUACUGUACCUGUCCACUAGGUAUCAUGUUUAGCUCCUUAGCUGUUCGUUGUUUCUUUUCCAUUUUCACUCAGCCUCCUCUCCCAACCAGAAAUCGGAUCAACCAGUGACUUAAAGCGUAGGUUGUCGAGGUUCAGAUGUUUUCAGAGACCUAACGUAUCGACGACAGUUUGUCUUGGUGCUCACUUGCCGUAUUAUAAUGGAAAAAAAUCCCUGCAGCCCUAAAAUAUUUUUAAUUGACCUUUUCAUUGACCUCCAUUAUAAAAAAAAGACAUCUGUAAAAGUGUGCUAAAAACAGGGUUUGAUUUUACUUUUUCUACAAUAAGCUUUUAAUCUAUUGAGGUUUUGUAAACCUUUGUGACCUGCAGUUACCCAGAAGACCUUCUCUCUGUCACAGUUUAUUGGCAGUACAUCACUUUGGCUUAACUAUUUUGUCAGUGUAAAUUGAAUAUCUGUUUGACCUAACUGGAUAAAAUGAAUCUUGCACUAACCCUCUGCUGCACUGACCUACAGGCGUUUUUAACAGAACAUGAUGCAGCAAAAGAUGCUUGAGGUACUUCAAAAAUGAUGCAAAAAGCUAUUUUUCCUUGUAGUCACAGAAUAAACAACCUGAAUGAGCUUCUUCAAACAGUGUGGAUCUGGACUAGUCUGAUAGUGUUCAAAUCAGAUGUUAUUGUAAUGUAACAGUUUGACGAUCAGAUCUUUUUCCCAUGUGGGUUGGAUGCUGAUGUUGAAGCAUCAGAAGCAUUUUUUUCAAAGCUUUUGGAGCUUGGUGACAGCUUGAGAGGUAAUUCAGUGUUUCUGCAGGAUUUCAUUUCCACCUUUAACGGACUGAAAGAAACAGCACGCUCUCUCCAUUAACAAAGAAUAGCAGAUGUUUGUAGUACGUUCUUGAAUGUAACACCAUCCCAGCUUUUUCUAAAACAAAAAAACAUCUUAUAUUUUCUUUAAAGUCGGUAUUGAAUUUUACAGCCGUGAUGAAGAAGAAAACAUCUUCAGUGAAUCGAUACGAAGUUUUUUGGCUCAGAUGACCUUUUUAUUGUUUCCUUUUUAUUCAUCGUUGCGUUCACUGCGGUACGAUGAAACUCUGGGUUACCAUGACAACAGCGGUGCUCACAUCUUUUCACGGUCGAACCUCUCAACCUGUCGGUGCCUUGUUUUAGACAAAAAACUGACGAUAUUUUUAAUAUAAAUAUAGGAAUUUCAAGUCCAACUGGUGAACAGUAAAGCUCUCUGCUGCCAGGUGAGUUUCAACCCCCAACUUGUGUAUAGUUUUCUCUAACAUGAUGUGUUUCACUACAAUGUCUGCAGAACCUCCACUUUGUUUGGAGACUUUAUUUCUGUCUAAUCUUAAUAGUCUCCUUUUAAUAUUUUCUUUCUUUGGUUUUGAACCAUGUAAUGCUGUAUAAUGCUGUAAAAACAGGCUGAAUGCUAACAAAAAGAGCUCGACUCAUGCAGCGCUUCUGUACCUAAGUGUGUGUGUGUGUGUGUGUGUGCGUGCGUGCGUGCGUGCGUGCGUGCGUGCGUGCGUGCGUGUGUGUGUGUAGUAUCUACACUUGAUCUUUUUACUGAAUUUAACAUACUGAAUUGUUUUCAUUUAUACAACAGUACUGCUGUUAGAAAUCAAUCUUUGUAACGUUUAAUAUCUUUUUACUUUCAUACCUGUUGAAGGAAAAGGUCAGAAAUGAACCACUUAGUUUUUUUUUCUUAUUGACAGCCUUAGAACAUAAUGAUGGAGUCUGCUCUUCUGAACACUCACCAGUCAGUGACUUUUGCAUUUUCUGCAGUCAUUCAGGUUUUGUACAAUAAAAUUUACUUCAUUCUU